UUGUGUGGAGGUGAAGACAGAAACAUCACCCAUCAGAAAACUAUUUUGGACUCUCUUAAAUGCCACAGAUCACCACUGCUCCUACAGACGGUGGAAGCGUCCUGUGCUUCUGAAGGAUUGCUGUACUUGACUGUACUUUGGUAUAUAUUUUAAAGUGCAGGGGAAACAAAUAAAGAAAAAAACAGUGUUUCUCUUUGAACUGUUUGUGUCUGACAAUGGAGGCCAUCGCCAUGUACAAUUUUUGUGCCACUGAGAGAGAUGAACUCAGCUUUGUAAAAGGAGAUAUAGUGAAGAUAUUAAAUAUGGAAGAUGACCAGAACUGGUACAAGGCAGAACUGCAUGGGACUGAAGGUUUUGUGCCAAUGAAUUACAUUAAAUUAAAGCCACAUCCAUGGUAUGCUGGCAGAAUUUCUAGGUCAGUGGCUGAAGAAACAUUAUUAAAACUUGGAUUCAUAGGAGCUUUCCUGAUCAGAGAAAGUGAAAGUUCACCUGGUGAUUUCUCCAUAUCAGUGAACUAUGGACAGCAAGUUCAGCACUUCAAGGUCCUCCGUGACAGAGAUGGAAAAUAUUUCCUUUGGGAAGAAAAGUUCAACUCCUUAAAUGAAUUAGUACAUUUCUACAGAACAACCACAAUAGCAAAAAAACAACAAAUCUUCUUAAGGGAUGAAAACCAAGAACUGGAAAAACCAAAGUAUGUGCGGGCACAGUAUGACUUUUCACCACAUGACAACACAGAACUGGGCUUUUACAGAGGGGACGUCAUUGAAGUUCUCGACUGCACAGACCCAAACUGGUGGAGAGGCAAAUGUCAUGGGCGGACUGGAGUUUUUCCAAGAAACUAUGUUUAUCCAGUUCACCAGUGACAUUGCAGUGACUCUUGUUCUCCUUUACACUGUACAUGAUACUACAAUGGUCAUAUCUGACAGCACAGCUGGAGCCAUAAGAGACAGCUAAACAAAUACAUACAACUGUAUAUUGUAUUCCAGUUCUCCAACUUGGAGCCUAGCUUUUUGAUAUGUGAA
Protopterus annectens (West African lungfish) is the source of this 1022-nucleotide messenger RNA. RefSeq names its product GRB2 related adaptor protein (gene GRAP). Gene Ontology annotation, molecular function: protein binding. Bases 216 to 863 code for a protein of 215 amino acids. The transcript has 5 exons. Lineage: Eukaryota; Metazoa; Chordata; Ceratodontiformes; Protopteridae. The record is from RefSeq and is a predicted model, not a curated record.